Messenger RNA from Colossoma macropomum (tambaqui), 2408 nucleotides. RefSeq names its product protein disulfide isomerase family A, member 4 (gene pdia4). Lineage: Eukaryota; Metazoa; Chordata; Actinopteri; Characiformes; Serrasalmidae. Gene Ontology annotation, biological process: response to endoplasmic reticulum stress; protein folding. The transcript is spliced from 10 exons. Bases 265 to 2199 code for a protein of 644 amino acids. Gene Ontology annotation, cellular component: endoplasmic reticulum lumen; cell surface; endoplasmic reticulum. The record is from RefSeq and is a predicted model, not a curated record. Gene Ontology annotation, molecular function: protein disulfide isomerase activity.
CAAGUCAGACAAGUUGAGGGUGAGGAGUGCAGGAGCGAUCAGGGAAAAGUCAAUACAGACAGGCGGUUUAGAGUUGAAGCGUCAUACAGUUCAGUGUCCUUCAGCUUUACACCAACUUCUGCCUUAAUGCAGGAGUGACCUGAAACAGUGCGAGGCUUAAAUAGCAAUAAGAGGCACGUUAGAGUGGUGCAGGCCGCUGGCGUGGAGAAGGAAAGGGAGGAGAACAUAGCCUAGCUAGAGAAACGCCGGUGAAGAACAGAGAAAAUGAAGAAGAUCACGCUUCUGCUGAUCGUGUUGCUUGGACUAACACACUUCAUCUCGCUUAGUCGGUGUGAGGAAGAUGAUGAUGUUGGUGAAAAGGUGGAAGAGGGAGAUGAUGACGAUGGUGAUGGCGAUGAUGAUGACGACGAUGACGAUGAUGAUGAUAGCACUGAGGUCAAAGAGGAGAACGGAGUGCUUGUUCUAAAUGAUGCCAACUUCGACACUUUCAUAGAAGGCAAAGACACCGUGCUGGUGGAGUUCUAUGCACCGUGGUGCGGCCACUGCAAGCAGUUUGCCCCCGAAUAUGAGAAAAUUGCUCAAACGCUCAAAGAGAGUGAUCCACCUAUCCCUGUGGCCAAAGUAGACGCUACUAAAGCUAAUGCUCUUGCAAGUCGGUUUGAAGUGUCUGGCUAUCCUACCAUCAAAAUUUUGAAAAAGGGAAAGCCGCUGGAAUACGACGGAGAUCGAACUGAAAAGGCGAUCGUUGAGCGGGUUAAAGAAGUUGCAAAGCCAGACUGGAAACCUCCUCCAGAGGCCACCUUGGUGCUCACGAAGGACAACUUUGAUGAUGUGGUUGAUAACGCUGACAUCAUUUUGGUGGAAUUCUAUGCACCCUGGUGUGGUCACUGUAAACGACUCGCUCCUGAAUAUGAAAAGGCUGCGAAGGAGCUCAGCAACCGCACUCCUCCUAUACCACUGGCUAAAGUUGAUGCAACUGUAGAGAAUGACAUCGCAUCCCGGUUUAACGUAACUGGAUACCCAACACUCAAAAUCUUCAGGAAGGGCAAGGCCUUCGAGUACAACGGACCACGAGAGAAAUUCGGUAUUGUUGAUUACAUGAGUGAGCAAUCUGGCCCACCAUCCAAACAAGUCCAGGCCCUGAAACAAAUUCAAGAAUUAUUGAAGGAUGGCGAUGAUGCUUUGAUAGUUGGCGUGUUCUCCAGUGAAGAGGAUGCUGGCUAUGAGGUCUAUCAGGAGGCGUGCAACAGUCUGAGAGAUGACUACAAAUUCCGGCACGUGUUCAGCAGUGAAAUAGCCAAAUUCCUCAAGGCCUCACCUGGACAGGUGGUCAUGCUCCAGCCUGAGAAGUUCAGGUCAAAAUUUGAGCCUUCAUCUCAAGCCUUCACUAUUAAAGAUUCCACUACUGCUUUAGAACUUCAAGAUUUCUUCAAGAAACACACCCUGCCUUUAGUCGGACACAGAAAACCGAGCAAUGAUGGAAAGAGAUACACGAAACGGCCGCUGGUGGUUGUGUAUUAUGGAGUUGACUUCAGCUUUGACUAUAGAGUCGCCACUCAGUUUUGGAGGAGCAAAGUUCUGGAGGUGGCGAAGGAUUUCCCUGAGUACACUUUUGCUAUUGCUGAUGAGGAAGACUAUUCUGAUGAGCUGAAGAGCCUUGGUCUGAGUGAGAGCGGGGAGGAGGUUAAUGUCGGUAUUCUUGCCGAAGGAGGAAAAAAGUAUGCAAUGGAACCGGAGGAAUUCGACUCGGAAGUGCUUCGGGAAUUUGUUGUGGCCUUCAAAAAAGGCAAACUGAAGCCCAUUAUCAAGUCGCAGCCUAUUCCUAAGAACAAGGGACCCGUGAAGGUGGUCGUCGGCAAGACAUUUGAUGAAAUUGUUCUGGAUACGAAGAGGGACGUCCUUAUUGAAUUCUACGCACCGUGGUGCGGUCACUGUAAAAAACUAGAGCCUGAUUAUCUUGCUCUUGGGAAGAAAUACAAGAAUGAGAAAAACCUAGUGAUCGCCAAAAUGGACGCUACUGCCAAUGACGUGCCUCACAACAGCUACCAAGUAGAGGGAUUCCCAACAAUAUACUUCGCUCCGAGCAACAAGAAGCAGAGUCCCAUCAAAUUUGAAGGUGGUGAAAGGAAUGUUGAGAGCUUGAGCAAAUUCAUUGAGGAACAUGCAACAAAACUAUCACAAAAGAAAGAUGAACUCUAGACGUUUUCUUCGGAAACCAUGAACUUUAAUAACUUCAGAUACAGGAAGUGAUCUGGAGUGGCUGAUGAUGCAGACCAUGGAAGUCUGGUUUGAUUUUGUUGUAACCUUUUGUUCCUGAAAGCAGAAUCUUCUUUUCCAUUCCAAAGCACGCACUGUUUAUUAGGUUUCUUUUCAAAAUCUUUUUAAAUAAAAAAUGUGAAAAUGGGGAA